Messenger RNA from Rana temporaria (common frog), 782 nucleotides. It is a transcript of the gene MRPS25, whose product is annotated as mitochondrial ribosomal protein S25. Bases 79 to 600 code for a protein of 173 amino acids. Gene Ontology annotation, molecular function: structural constituent of ribosome. The record is from RefSeq and is a predicted model, not a curated record. Lineage: Eukaryota; Metazoa; Chordata; Amphibia; Anura; Ranidae. Gene Ontology annotation, cellular component: mitochondrion. The transcript has 4 exons.
GCAUGCCCCGCGCUCAGCUGUCAGUGGUUGGAGGGCAGUUCCCGGCGUGCAGUGCGGCUCCAUGCUGAUGUCCUGAAGAUGCCGAUGAAGGGGAGAUUCCCGAUCCGCCGGACCCUCCAAUAUCUGCAGAGCGGCGAGAUCGUCUUCCGGGAUCCGGUCCGGAUCAUGACUGUCAACUACAACUCCCUGGGGGAGCCCGGCCUGGGGGCCAGAAAUUUUGUGUUCUUUAAUAUUCCUCAAAUCCAGUAUAAGAAUCCCUGGGUUCAGAUCGUGACCUUCAAGAACAUGACCCCGUCUCCGUUCCUGCGCUUUUAUUUAGACAACGGCGAGCAGAUUCUCGUUGACAUGGAGGAAAAGAGCCACACGGAAAUUGUGCAGCACGUGAAGAAGAUCCUGGGGAAGAGCGAGGAAGUGCUUAAAGCCGAAGAGAAAGCCAAGAUGGUGCUGUCCCACCCGGCCAACUUCGGCCCGAAGAAGUACUACUUGAGGGAGUGCAUGUGCGAGGUGGAGGGCCAGGUGCCCUGCCCGGGGCUGGUGCCGCUGCCCAAGGAAAUGACGGGAAAAUAUAAAAGUAAAAUGAAAGCGGAGAGCGCGGUGUGAGCCCCUCCCCCAAGCUGCUAUGGAUGAGUAUGUGGAAGCCGGACUAUUAUUUAAUGAUCACCCAGCUCCAGAGUGCUCCUUACCCACCAGGACACAUUCUUGUAUAGUUACAUUUUUAUUGUCUGCCUGGAUUGGUCGAAUAUUUUUCUAUACUCCUGUUAAAUUAAAAGUCAUCAGUUCUA